UUCCUUGCUUGAAAAUUUACUGUUAUAGAAAGAACCCAUUUGGCGGCGAAUAUACAGUGUUUGCGGGUUUGGAGGACUGCCUUCAUUAUAUCAAGAAUUUUCAGUUCUCGAAAUCGGAUAUUGUGUUCUUGCGCUCGGUAUUACCAGGAAUUACGAAUCCAGCAUUUUUCGAGUACCUCGAAUCGCUUGACUGCAGCAGUGUGACUGUUCGGGCUGCUGCUGAGGGUAGUAUAGUCUUCCCGAAUGUUCCACUGAUAACCGUCGAAGGUCCGCUAGCUGUUUGUCAGCUGCUAGAGACGGCAUUGCUUACUCUGGUCAAUUACUCGAGUCUCGUGACCACAAAUGCAUUACGAUUUCGCAAUGUAAGUUACUUCUUGUACCAUCAUGACCAUUUUGAAAUUUUAUCAAAAUGCCCAUCCUGUUAUGGACUGCUGUCAUUGAUUGACGUAGAAUGGGCUUCUAUUUGGACGCUUGUCCUGCGAGAUGCAUCAAAUGUUCAAAUAGGAGCCCCGCAGACACAUCCCGCUACAGGCGAUCUUUCAACUGGCUGGAAUCAUGCAAAAACUCAUGAUCGCAGCGGUAAGUCGGUUACUGGUAAUAAUGUGCAGCUUUUCGAAUUUGGUUUGCGAAGAGCACAGGGGCCAAAUGGUGGUCUUUCAGCGAGUAAAUAUUGCUUCUUAGGAGGUAAGUGUAAAAAAAUUUAA
This is a messenger RNA of Gongylonema pulchrum, 704 nucleotides long. The record is from the annotation of a GenBank genome assembly. NCBI's taxonomy places the organism in Eukaryota, Metazoa, Nematoda, Chromadorea, Rhabditida, Gongylonematidae.